This is a messenger RNA of Clarias gariepinus (North African catfish), 2371 nucleotides long. It is a transcript of the gene mettl14, whose product is annotated as methyltransferase 14, N6-adenosine-methyltransferase subun. The record is from RefSeq and is a predicted model, not a curated record. The transcript has 11 exons. Gene Ontology annotation, cellular component: RNA N6-methyladenosine methyltransferase complex; nucleus. Gene Ontology annotation, molecular function: mRNA binding. Bases 95 to 1450 code for a protein of 451 amino acids. NCBI's taxonomy places the organism in Eukaryota, Metazoa, Chordata, Actinopteri, Siluriformes, Clariidae.
GUGCGCGGGAGGCUUGUUGCUUUUGAAUGGGGGCCGCUUGCUUGUUUCCUAACGGAAUAUAAUCGGUUCGUUCGGUAAUAACGUUAUCCUCGAUAUGGACAGUCGGUUGCAGGAAAUCCGUGAGAGACAGAAGCUGAGGCGGCAACUUCUCGCACAGCAGCUGGGAGCUGAAAGUGCAGACACCAUCGGCGCUGUUCUCAACAGCAAACAGGAGCAAAAAGAGAUCGAGGAGACGAGAGAGACAUGCAGAUCGUCUUUCGACACAACAGCGACCGGCUCCAAACGUAAAUGCCAGAACGAGGGAGAGGACGCAGACGAGGACAUUGAGGAUCAAAGAGAGGAUGCAGAGCCUCAGCUGCUGGAGGACAGCGGUCCAUUCGAGGAGGUCUACAAGGACUCCAGCACAUUUUUGAAGGGGACGCAGAGUCUGAACCCUCAUAAUGACUACUGCCAGCAUUUCGUGGACACGGGACAUCGACCGCAGAACUUCAUCAGAGACGUGGGUCUGGCUGACCGAUUCGAGGAGUACCCCAAACUCCGGGAGCUGAUCCGGCUCAAGGACGAGCUCAUCUCCACCACGAACACACCACCAAUGUACUUGCAGGCCGAUCUGGACAACUUUGAUCUGAGGGAUCUAAAGUGUAAGUUUGACGUGAUCCUGAUUGAGCCGCCGCUAGAAGAGUAUUACAGAGAGUCGGGCAUCAUCGCCAGUGAACGCUUUUGGACCUGGGAUGACAUCAUGAAGCUGGAGAUCGAUGAGAUCUCAGCACUGCGUUCUUUCGUCUUUCUCUGGUGCGGGUCCGGAGAGGGGCUCGACCUCGGCAGGAUGUGUUUGAGGAAAUGGGGGUUCAGGAGAUGCGAAGACAUCUGCUGGAUCAAGACAAACAAGAACAACCCCGGGAAGACCAAAACGCUCGAUCCCAAAGCAGUGUUUCAGAGAACGAAGGAGCACUGCCUGAUGGGCAUUAAGGGCACGGUGAGGCGCAGCACGGAUGGCGACUUUAUCCACGCCAACGUGGACAUCGACCUGAUCAUCACAGAGGAGCCCGAGAUGGGCAACAUCGAGAAACCUGUGGAGAUUUUCCACAUCAUCGAGCACUUCUGCCUCGGACUGAGACGUCUCCAUCUAUUCGGACGAGACAGCACCAUCAGGCCAGGCUGGUUAACCGUCGGACCCACACUGACCAACAGUAACUUCAACGUGGAAGCGUACGCCUCACAUUUCUCCACCUCCCACCUCUCCGGCUGCACAGAGGACAUUGAAAGGCUCCGCCCCAAAUCUCCGCCCCCUAAACCCGAGGGGUGCAGAGGGGCUCCACGAGGGGGGCGAGGCGGAGUGGCAGGCGGGCGUGGAGAACGCGGGCGUGACAGGAACCGACCCAACUUUCGCGGAGAGCGGGGCGGGUUUAGGGGGCGUGGCGCUCCUCACCGUGGGUUUCCUCCACGAUAAUUUUUUUUGUUUGUUUUUCUUGUUGUUGUUUUUAAACAAAUGAUGACACAGAGCUGAUUUAUUUUUUUAAUGAGCCAGCAAAUAAUUCUGCCUUUUGCUUUUUCUUUUUUUCAUGAUUUGAAUCCAACUUGUACAGGAAAUAUGACCCUGCCAAUGAAUUUUAUUCGUGCAUAUCUUAGGUUUUAAAUAGUGAGAUAAGGACUUUGUUAAGAUCUGCAUCACUGCUGUAAGAUUUUGUUUGUUUAGAUUGAAUGUCGCCGACUUUUUACUGAUUUUAUAACUGCUCUUUUUAAUUGGCCUGCUUUUUGUUUGUUUUUUUUCCCCCCAAAAAAAUGUCAUGUAUGCUUCUUUUUGCAAAUUCCUUUUGCACUGAUGUUACUCUGACAGUAAAGGCAAAAAACAAACAAACAUUCUUUACGCCCUCAUGUCUAGACAUCAUCUCCCUCAACGUGUCUCUUUCACACAUAUUUGUUUUUACUGUAUGUAAAUGUGAUGCCAUGGAACCAAGGCGAUUUUUAAAGGUGUAUUUAUUUAUUUUUCACCAGUAUUCAAUGCACUCGAACCACUGUGCGUUCAUCAUGAGACGAAGAUGAAGACGGCAGGGUAGAAUGGGUGGGCUGGUUUCAGUUAAAAGUAAGGCAUGGUGCUCACCAUGAAAGGGUGGAAUAAUUUUAGAACUCAUUAAAAGAUGCUUUUUGGGUCAAAUUCGAAGGAUUCACUUGUAGUGUUAGUUGUUUUGAUUCCCAACCAGAGCCCAAACCCCCCAGCCACUGGACGUGGGGCCGGUCCCAAGCCCGGAUAAAUGGGAGGGUUGUGUUAGGAGGAGCAUCUAGUGUAAAACCUGUGCCAAGUUGUUGUGCGGACUGGAUAUUCUGCUGUGAAAUCAGAUGAAAGUUUGUAAUAUUUGGCCAAUAAACCUAA